Molecule: messenger RNA, 1893 nt
Organism: Leishmania braziliensis MHOM/BR/75/M2904
Lineage: Eukaryota; Euglenozoa; Kinetoplastea; Trypanosomatida; Trypanosomatidae
Exons: 1
Coding region: 1-1893 (630 amino acids)
Molecular function (GO): UDP-glycosyltransferase activity
Source: RefSeq, a predicted model, not a curated record
AUGAAGGCAGCGCCACGCUUUACUCGGGCGGCGGUCCUGUCCCUGCCGCUCAUGUUGCCGCUGCUCGUCGUGCUCACGGCAUGGGAACCGCCCGUGUCGCAAGCUCAGGAAAUCGCCAAUGAAGAGUCUAGUGUCUCUGGCACAGCCUCAGUGACCAUGCCGUGGCACAUGGCUCCGUCGGCUCCAUCCCUGUACCGUGCCGCCGAUGAGGCGCCGCGCCUGCACGUCGUCGUCAUGAGUAUACCGUUGUGGGGUCAUUUCAAGCCCCUCUGGACGAUCGCGGAGGAGAUGGCGUAUCGUGGCCACACAGUAACAUGCGUGGUGGAAAAGCCGAUGUGGUGUGAGACGCUGCUGCGACACAGCCAACACACAGCGCCGCUCGUGCUCGCAAACACCAGCGCAGCGACGUAUGCAAAGCCGAUGGUAGAGGGUAACGGCCCGCUCGAUGUUCAGUGUAUCGUCAUUCCAACCUACAAGGAAGUGUUCACUGAGCGCAGCUUUCAUGCCAUUACCAGUGAGAAAAUCUCCACCCUCAUGUCCUUUCAGGUGCUCUUUGACCACAUGUUCAAGCACCACGAGUUAGCGUUGUCAGACUACAUACGGGUGGCACAGGCCGUUCAUGCCACUCUGCCCCUCACGACGCUCCUCUGCGACAUCGCUACCUACGUGUGCGCCGGCGUGGGCCGCAAGAUGAACCUUCCUGUGAUCAACGUGUUUCCUCUCACCGGACAGCUGACCGUUGGCCUGCAGGCAAUGUUGCCAGCUGUGGGACUGGGCUUCCCGCGUCACAUGACCCUCCGUGCCCGCAUCGCUAACUUUGCCUUCAAGCUCGUCGUUGCCGCCUCCGGGGCCAGCGUUGUGCGCAACCUCAACCGCGUACGCGCCGCCAAUGACGUCCCACUACUGCGGGACAGCUACGACCUGGCGGCCAUGUACGGCCCAAUUAUCGCUCCCAUUUUGUGGGGUCUUGACAUCCCGCAGCCCCUCUGCCCAAACAUCCACCAGGUCGGUCCGCUGAACACCCGUGAUCAGCGGCAGCCCUACCGCCGGCAGGACCUGCCGCUUGACCUCGCCGCUUUCAUGGACGGCUGCUCGCAAGGUGUCAUCUACGCAAACUGGGGCACCAUCGGCUUGCCAGACCCGGAGGUGGAGGAUCGCUUGCAGGAGGCACUCAUUGAAGCUGCCCCGCUCUGCAUAGUGUGGAAGCGGCGCACUGCAUCAACAAGGCCACCGCCGCCGGCCGCUCGCUUCUACGUUACGUCCUGGCUGCCGUCGACUAUAGCGGUUCUGAAGCACCCGAACACGCGCAUGUUCAUCACGCACUGCGGCGACAGCUCUGUGCUGGAGUCUGUCGAGGCGGCGGUGCCGGUCGUCGGCUUCCCACUCUUUGCCGAUCAGGCGGAUGUCUGCCAGCGCGUCAAGGAGGCGGGCAUCGGCACUCCUGCCAGCGAAACGAAAGCCUUCACCCGCGCCGGCGUCGUCGCCGCUAUUGCGGCUGUCGAUAAGAACCAUGACGCCAUGGUGCGGCAACUGCACAAGCUUCGCGCCGUCGCCGCCGCAUACGGUGGCCCACAGCGCGCUGCUGACAUCAUCGAGAGUCGUCAACAUAACUUGCUCAUUCACCGAAACACAACCCUCGAGGUGUGUACGAGCUUAUCGGGUCCACUGCGAAUUGAGUAUGCCCUCAUCGUGUGGUCGGCAGUUCUGGUAGUUGGUGGGCUGGUGUGGAUGUACAUACUACGGCGUGUGUGUAGGCGGUGGUCACCGACCUCCGCAGCGUGGUCGAUGCUCUGGCGCUCAAUUUGGUCAGCGAAAGGCAAACGCAGAACACACGCAGCGCCGUCGCGCGUGCAGGCUGUUCCACGGCCAUACAAGGCCUAUAAACAGCUUUGA